AAAGAGACCGCAUUUAAAAUCUUCGGAUUGUAUCAAAAAGUGUAUGUUUUUUCCUUUUGGCUUCCGAUGAAAUUUCAAUUUAGGCUGAAAGAAAAUGGCUAGCCUUCAAGAAAUCGCGCUGCUUUGCAGACUCUGUACAGAUAAUAAGCAAGUGAAUGUUCCUAUUUUUGAGGAUCAUAGUGAUAAAAAAGUAUUUCUUAAAAUUAACGCCUGUCUACCAGUUAAGGUAUCCAAAGAAGACCAAUUACCCAAGAAAAUAUGUGAUAUUUGCUGGAACAGGUUGGACUUGUUUUAUAAGUUCCAGAACACUUCUUCAGAUGCAGAGAAGACUUUAUCGUCUUGGCUAGCCCAGGCAAGCCAAAAAGAUGACUACCUAACAAGUGACGCUUUGACAAUUGCUGCCAACCCCAUAGAAAAUUUAAUCAAAGUAGAAACUGAGGAAAAACCUUAUUUGGAUCUUGCUCAACACUCUUCUAUUGAUGAGGAAGCCGAAGAACCACCCGCGAAACGGCCGCGCCGCUCAGCUGCCGCAAAAGCACUGAUUAAUAUUGCCCCAGAAUCUGACGAAGAAGAUGAGGAUGAACCUAAUGACGACUCAGAUCCUGUGUUUGCCCCGGAAUCUAAUAAUGAAGAUGAGGGUGAAGUGAAGGAAGACCCAGAUACCGUGUUUGUUGUGGAAUCUGAUGACGAAGAUGAUCAAAUGAUGGACGAGCCGGAUACUGUGGAUGCUGAUGCUGUUGUGAAACAAGAAGAUGAUAGCGAAGAAGACUGUAAACCUGGAACUAGUGCCUUAGAUCAACCCGGACCAUCAGGCCUUUGUCAGCAGGGAGCUGACGAGCCGUAAGUAUCUCUUUUAUUUCAGUAGCAUUUUUAUCUUUGAUAGUCUAGAACAUACAUUUUCAACUGGGUACCCUUCACUAUUUCCAUUGAAUACAGUUUAAUUUCCUUCCUGUUGUAGUUCUCGGUCCAAAUUAAGUUAAAGUUAAAAGUAAACCUUUGUGGGUUUUAUUUUUUUUUUAUUGUUGCAGUUGCGGCUUUUCAUCACUUUUCAAACUAAAGUCAAACCAGUUUCUAUAAAUUACUGAUUUUUUUUUUCUUUUUUUUUCUCGAGUCGUUAGAGCAAUAAAAUUUUUGCCUGGUUAUUUUUUUAAAUUAUAACUGUCUGCACAAAAGUCUUACUUGAGAAAAAUGGGCUACAUUUUUUUUGUGUCACUAUUACUUUACUUUUGGUGGCAUUUUCAAGAUGUACGUUUAUUUUUCUACUGGUUUUUGUGUCAAUUUUCUUGUAUUCAUUACCUAAAUGUGCUAAGGGUAUCUGGGCAAACCUUUUUUGACCUAACAAUCCAGUCCCAAUGGAUGCACCCGAGAAUGAACAAUAUUUUGCAAGAUUUCGGUCAGAUUAUUAAAUAAUUUAUUGAAUACAUAUAGCAAAUUUGAACAAAAAAUCACAUGACUGAAAACGCAGUCUCAUUGGCUAAAGGCUUUAGGCUAAAGCUGAUAUUCAUGAUUUUGUUGUCAUAUUUAAAAAUAAGAAAUUUAAAUUGGUUGAAAGAUUAAACCUAUGCUUUAUUUUUUAAUAAUGUAGUACAGGAUGAAAAUAGUCUAGGUAGUGAGUUGUGUAAUGAUUUACCUACUUAUGAGAAAUUCGGAAACCUCGCAUUUUCCAUUAAGUGAUAUCACUUUCCAAACUUGCAUUUUUGCAACAGUUUAAAAUUUCGAUUUUCGAAUCGUUUUUAUUUCCAAAAAUAGGCGUUAUUUUUUUUAAAAUUUAGAAUGACUAACACAACAAUUUAAAAAAUGUGAAAGUGACCCAUUUUGCCCUGUUGAUUUGUAUGUCCAGACAAUCUAUAAGCAACAUGGAAUAUUUGAACUAAUUGUAAACUUAAAUUAUUUCAUAUUGGGAUUUUUCCAAAAAUAUUCGUCUGGAAAUUUAUAUUUCUUGAUAUUCCAUGUUCAUUGUUAUGUUAUUGUAGUAUUAUUGUUUAAUAAUGGUGUGGUGUACUACUGUGAUUCACUAAGUUGUUGUUAUUGUUUAAUUUUUAAACAAUGCAUUUCAUUGAUUUCCUUAACACUAUUUUGCUGUUAAGGUGUUUUCAUUGUUCCACAGAUUUCAAUUGUUUCCAACUUGGGAUUUCUACUGGGAUUUUAAUUGGGCAACAUUUUUUUUUGUGUCAAUUUUCUUCAAUUGAUGCUUCAAAUGUUGCUCGAAAUAUUGCAGUCUCAUCAAUUUUGUUUCAAAGAUUGUGAUGGAAAUGUCAUUUUUAUGGCUUUUACUAACAUACUCUUGCCUUUGGUUUUUUUUUUGGCAAAAAAAUUUGAAUCCAACUACAACAGGUAAAAAGAGUUAAAUAUAAUUUUGUGUGUUCUGUUUGAAUGAAUGGUAAUUGUUUUUGUCUACCAAAUCUGUGAAUUUCAAAUAGGGGUGAACAAAAAUGCAGUGUUUUUAGGAUGGAAUUUUUAAUAAUGUCUAUUUUUUUUAAAGUAAUAACCUAUAGUGAUAACUUGAAAUUUUAAAUAUUCUUAAAAUUGUCUUUGCCUCCCUAAACAAAAAUAGACUCUAGUUGACUUUUUUUAUUUUGUUCAAGUUUGUGAAAAGUGAAUAAAGUUUUAGGUGUUACAGCAUGCAGUCUUUGCGCAAAUCUGUAAUCACCAGAUCCAGGAGAAUUUGUUCAGUUUUUCAGUGCUCUUCAUACUGCACCCAAAACAUUUCACUACAUUCAUUUCCAAAGGAUAAAAAUAAGUGUAGGGCUUGGCAAACUGCAUUGAAAAUUGGAAAGCCAAUUACUAAAUAUAUGCAAGUUUGUAGUCUGCAUUUUACAGAUGCCGAUUUCACUCCUGGUACAAACAGAAUAAUGCAUAUAAAGAUGAAAAAUUUAAUUCAAUAUAUUUUCAGCAACUAAUCAAAGAAGGCGUUUAAAAAAACUGGCAAUUCCUAGUCAGAAAAUCCCUCAGACUAAAUAUUGAGAGUAACAACAAUUUUUGACAUUUUAACAUAACACAAAACAAAAGCUUAUGCCAUUUCAUUAUUGUUCACCCCUAUACAUGUUGGUAAUUUUCACGAAUAGUGUAUUUCUUUUAGAUGCGAUUAACGAAAUGUGAAUUGCGGAGACCACUGUUAUUGGUUGGUCUAUUGUCAAGACAAGAGACAUCUAUGAGAGUUCAAUACAUAUUUUGUGAAUUUGCAAAAUUUGAAAUCGAGGUAGCGGUUUAAUUUUUUGCGAUUUUUGUUGUGAAUUUUAUGUCAGUGCAUACAUAUUCCAAAAAUGUGUGUUGUCUUCUGUUCCUUCAGUUGUUUUCUUUUCGCUCCAUAAAAGUUUGUAUCUAUGAGAGGACUGAAGAACUCCGAUUUUUCCACAACUAAAUUCACAUACGCAAUUCAGGAUUCGCAUUUAUAUGAUCUACACUUGACGAAUGAGUUAUAUUGUAAUAAACCUUUGCAUUACAGCUAUAUUUUGCCUUCUUUAAGCAGCAUAUUCACUUUAUAUAAAUAAGAAUAACAGUAGAAUUGAAUCAGUUCAUUUUGUACCUUCUUAAGCUGUUAAAAACUCUUUUUUAAAAUUUUUCAAGAUUAAUCAGUCACAUAAUAUUGUCGUAGUAAAUCAUUUUGUUGAAAAACGUCAAAUUUUUUUCUUAAAAUUCAAUAUUCAAAUUUUGUUUCUGAAUUUUAUAGGAGCUCAAUUUCCUCUUGAUUGUUUUCUGAUUUUUUAAAAGAACAUUUUAUUGUUUCAAAUUUUUUAUUCAUUAUGCAUAAAAGUUAGUUUAUGAGCCUCAAGAAAGAAGAUUCUGUCGAUGCCCCACGAUACUUUGAUGACAAUCCAAAGAUGCAACUUCAUUAGUAUUUAAUAAAUGGCUUUUUUUUUUUUAA
Ceutorhynchus assimilis (cabbage seed weevil) is the source of this 3865-nucleotide messenger RNA. The record is from the annotation of a GenBank genome assembly. Lineage: Eukaryota; Metazoa; Arthropoda; Insecta; Coleoptera; Curculionidae.